AAAAUGAAAGUAAUCUGAAUUUAGUUCGAAAUUUUAAGGAGUUCCACAUAAGUUUUCUGUGGCAAAUUAAUAACAGUUUGCAGUGUGCUGUGAAGAAUUUGGUCUUUAAUCUACAGAGAAGCACACCAGACAGUUAGUUUACAAAGUGAUUAGGAAAAACUGAGGACAAAAAUGGCAGCUUCAGAAUCAGAGGCUGGGGCUACAUGUUAUUGUAAAAACUGCAAACGAGAUAUACCAGAGCAGAACUUUCAAAUGCAUGAGAUUCACUGCCAGAGAAAUUUGAGAUUGUGUGCAAAGUGUGAUGAGGCUAUUCCACGAUCAGAAAUGGAGGAUCACAUGGCAGAGUUUCAUGCACUUGUUGAAUGUAAAUGUAAAUUGAAGAUUGAGAAGGCACAGUUAGAAAAACACGAGAAAGAGGAUUGUCUGAUGCGUAUGGUGCCAUGUAAAUUUUGCGAAGUAUCAUUGAAAUUUGGAGAUAUGCCCGACCAUGAAAAUGCCUGUGGAAGUAGGACUGAAAAGUGUGAGAAAUGUGGCAACUAUAUUAUGAUAAAAUUUUCUAUGACGCAUGACUGUUCUGCUAGUAAACCAAAGCAAGGAAUUCCACCAUACCCUGUUUUGCCCAACAUAGGAUAUGAUUUUCAGACGAGUGCGAAUGGUGCAGAUUAUAGUUCUUUCAUUGAUGACUUUUGUAUGCAGUCGCAUUUCCAGAAAUCGUCAGCAGAAGAGCCAAGUAGUAGCAUAUCAGAUGACUUGCCAAUUCAUGGACGUAGAAGAGUAAAACAUGAUAUAAAAGGAAAGAACAAAGAUCAUUUCGCUAAAAAGGAACCAGCAAGAAAUGCUGAGUUUGGAGACCAUGUUGCGGCUGACAUGCAAGGCCUAAAUAUCGAAGGAAGAAAUAUACCUACGAAAGUAGUACGUGUUGGUGACAGGCAAAAGAAAGUAGAUCGUAGCAACCGUAGGGUUAGGCCAAAUGUCGAUCAAGUAACUGACGCUACUAGAACUAGAAAGGGUAAGGUAGCAACGGAUUCGAGUUUUAACAUGGACGUUAACAGUCAAAACGGUCUUCAACGGGAAGUAAUCCCCAGAGGUAGGAGUACACAUAGCAGAGAUUUGCCACGUCACAAAGUAGUUGCUGAUGGUAGACGGAGAUUUGAACUCCCACGUGGGGAAGACAGUGAUACUGCGAGUGUCGGUGCCAAUAACAGAUUAGCUUCCUUCACAGAAUCAUCAAAUGGUGCCAGACCAAGAGGAUCGGCUGAGCAAAUUAUUCCUAUAAACGUAGAGGAUGAGCCAGAAGAGUUCUCGUCCAUAAGCGUGGCUAGAGAUGAUGCUUGCAUUGCAGAUAACAUUGGCAUUGAUAUUACCAGUGGUUUGGACGAGAGUUUCCAGAUUCCAUGUGAGAUUUGUGAUGCCUUGGUAUCAGCACACGAGCUUGAGCUUCAUCAGGAAAACUGUCUAGUUGAACAGCAGAAAGCUCUUAGAACAUUUGAUACGGGAGUAUCUACCAAUGUGGAGAAGACAGAGAAUGUAGAACCAAUUGUGAUUGAUGAAAAAAGCGAAGCUGAUGACGAGCCCUUUAUACCUUGUGAAUUUUGUGAAGAAGCAUUUCCAGUCAGCUCAGUUAUUCUACAUCAGCCAUUCUGCAACAUGAACCCACAAAGACAUGAUAUGGAUGAUGACAUCACUAUUCUAAACAAUACUAGUGAUCCCACUUCCUUGCCUAAUGGCACACCAGAUUUUUGGCAGUCUCGUUUGGAUCCACUUAGACUUCCCAAUGAACAGAUUGGCCGCGAAGACCCUUUUCAGAUAAUAAAUUCGCUAUCUGAUGAUUUCUCAUUAACCAGGGAUACGAGGUUUCCACAGUGGGGAACUACCAGUCAGCCCUUUGGAGGUGCUGAUGAAGAUGAUGUAAUGGCGGAUGACAUAGUGACUAAUGAAGGUGAAGAUGAUCCUGUCACCUCCACAAGAAGAAGAGGCUGGCCCUAUGACGAAUUGUAGCUGAAGAAAAAAACCACAUUGAUAAAAACAGUAGCUUAUAAAAUAUUUUACUACCUAAUUUCAUGUGAAUUUAAUAUAAAUUUUCUCUUUUACCUAUCAAUUUUAGUUCAUUCUCUUGUGUAAAUAUAUACAUAGCUUAUUCUUGUUGUGUAUUAGAAUAGAAAAUUUCUUGUAAGCCUAUGGCUGUAUAGAAUUCUGAGAUAAAUAGAAAACAUUGUUUGCUAAACUUCAA
Rhopilema esculentum is the source of this 2230-nucleotide messenger RNA. RefSeq lists its product as uncharacterized. Gene Ontology annotation, cellular component: mitochondrion. The record is from RefSeq and is a predicted model, not a curated record. NCBI's taxonomy places the organism in Eukaryota, Metazoa, Cnidaria, Scyphozoa, Rhizostomeae, Rhizostomatidae.